Messenger RNA from Marmota monax (woodchuck), 2822 nucleotides. RefSeq names its product KAT8 regulatory NSL complex subunit 2 (gene Kansl2). NCBI's taxonomy places the organism in Eukaryota, Metazoa, Chordata, Mammalia, Rodentia, Sciuridae. Gene Ontology annotation, cellular component: NSL complex. The transcript has 9 exons. The coding region runs from base 182 to 1603 and encodes 473 amino acids. The record is from RefSeq and is a predicted model, not a curated record.
UGUAGUUAGGCUGUUUUUUCACCCUUUCUGUUGUCUCAGAGCGGCUGCCCCUCCUCAGGCAGCUUCGGAGUCGCUCUUCUACUAUAGACUCCUGGGAACCAGCUUCUUCGGUGCGCGGAGCCUUAGGACAAAAUGGCGCUUGCACUGCGCCCGAGGCCGGCCUGGGCCCAGCUGUUUUGGUAUGAACAGGAUUCGGAUUCACGUCUUGCCAACCAAUCGGGGUAGGAUCACCCCAGUGCCCAGGUCUCAGGAGCUCCUGUCUUGUUCAUUUACUCAUCGCCCGUGCUCCCAACCUCGCCUGGAGGGCCAGGAGUUUUGCAUUAAGCAUAUCCUUGAAGACAAGAAUGCACCCUUCAAGCAGUGUAGUUAUAUAUCAACGAAGAAUGGAAAGAGAUGUCCCAGUGCUGCCCCAAAACCAGAGAAGAAAGACGGGGUGUCCUUCUGUGCUGAACAUGCCCGCAGGAAUGCCUUAGCACUUCAUGCUCAAAUGAAGAAGACCAACCCAGGGCCUAUGAGUGAAACACUCUUGUGCCAGCUGAGCGCGUAUGCUAAGACAGAACUGGGCUCUCAGACUCCAGAAAGUAGCCGCAGUGAAGCCAGCCGAAUACUGGAUGAAGACAGCUGGAGUGAUGGGGACCAGGAACCCAUUACUGUGGAUCAGACAUGGAGAGGUGACCCUGACAGUGAAGCUGAUAGCAUAGACAGUGAUCAAGAAGAUCCCCUAAAACAUGCUGGUGUCUACACGGCUGAAGAAGUGGCCCUGAUUAUGCGGGAGAAGCUGAUUCGUUUGCAGUCUUUGUACAUUGAUCAGUUUAAACGACUUCAGCAUUUGCUGAAGGAGAAGAAGCGUCGAUACUUACAUAAUCGCAAAGUGGAACAUGAAGCUUUAGGCAAUAGUCUCCUUACUGGCCCAGAGGGACUUUUGGCCAAAGAACGAGAGAACUUAAAGCGAUUAAAAUGUCUUCGACGGUAUCGCCAACGCUAUGGAGUAGAAGCCUUGCUACACAGGCAGCUAAAGGAACGCAGAAUGCUGGCCACAGAUGGUGCCGCCCAACAGGCCCAUACCACUCGUUCUAGUCAGAGGUGCUUGGCCUUUGUGGAUGAUGUUCGUUGUUCCAAUCAGUCUCUCCCAAUGACCAGACACUGCCUUACCCAUAUUUGUCAGGAUACGAAUCAGGUUCUCUUCAAAUGCUGCCAGGGAUCUGAAGAGGUACCUUGCAACAAACCAGUUCCUGUAAGCCUCUCUGAGGAUCCCUGCUGUCCACUGCACUUCCAGUUGCCUCCUCAGAUGUAUAAGCCCGAGCAGGUACUGUCUGUGCCAGACGAUCUGGAAGCCGGCCCCAUGGAUCUGUACUUGAGUGCUGCUGAGCUUCAGCCCACUGAGAGUUUACCACUGGAGUUCAGUGAUGACUUGGAUGUUGUUGGUGAUGGUAUGCAGUGCCCUCCUUCACCCUUGCUUUUUGAUCCUUCAUUAACCCUUGAAGAUCAUUCAGUCAAAGAAAUUGCUGAAGGCCCAGUGGAUAUCUUGGCAAGUGAAGAACAAUCCCAGUUAGCCUUCCAUCAUAUAGUGACCUGGUCAGGCAAAGCGAUCCUUGUUUGCUAACAUGUACUCCAGGGAGUGUGGGUCUCAUCACAAGUAGAGUAUAAAGAUGCCUGCCCCCAAAUAGCUUUUGUUUAAUGAAUACCAUACAAGGAAGGUAUUUUUAAUAAAUGUCAUUUUGAGGCUGGGUGUAGCUCAGUCACAUAUUAUAUUCCUUAUAAUAUGUGAGGCCCUGGGUUUCAUCCCCAGAACUGCAAAUGAAUAAAUGAGAGAAUGAAAGAAGCCUUUUUCUGCUUCUUAGUGCCAUUUUGCUCCAAUUUUCUAGAUGGACCUUAGAAUAAUGGUCCCUAGUUUUCAUAUUGAGGGUAGGACAUAAAUUUUUUUAAAUGAAAGGUUAAGACAAGAAAUGUAAGUAAAUUUUUUUCUUUUUUUUUUUUUUUUUUGAUACUGGAGAUUGAACCCAGGCGUGCUCUGACCUACAUCCCAGAUUUUAUUUUGAGAUAGGGUUUUGCUAAAGUUGCUAAGAUUAACCUCGAACUUGGGAUCCUACUGCUUCAGCCUUCCAAGUUACAGAUGUGCACAACUAUGCUUGGCUAAAUUGUGCCGUUUAAGGGAGAGUUCAUUACUGGAAUUAUUCUCAUUGCAGAAUAAGCACCAGUAGUGUGAUUUGGCUUCUUUCUCUGAGGUUGGAUACCAGUGGCCCUGACUGAAGACCAGCAGUUACACUAUAGCUGUUGGUUUCAAGCAGAGGCCUAAAAAACUUAUCUUCUAUGGUUCAUUGGCUGUUCUGGGACCUUAGUCGAGAAUGGCUGUUUCAUUUGGAAGAAACAAUCCACGGUUGUCUCUUCCAUUGGGAGAGCUUCAAGAAUGCCAAGUAAUGAUUUCAGACUCUUUAAGAUUAGGCAGUAUUGGGAAGAGCAGCUCCCAGAGUUGUUUUAAUGUACUGAAUAUAAAUGGGAAUUGAUAGAUUCAUAAUUAAGGUUUCAGAGCAUCGAGAAUGAUUUUUUUUCCUUCAUGAGACUUAAAAUUUUUUUUUAAUUUUAUGUGUUCUUCUUAGAUAUACAUGACAGUAGAAUGUAUUUUGACAUAUUAUACAUACAUGGAGUAUAACUUACUCUAAGUAGGAUACAAUUUUUGUGGUUGAACAUGAUGUGGAGUUAGUUAUUUCUGUUUGUGUAUUCGUAUGUGAACAUAGGGAAUUUAUAUCUGAUUCAUUCUCCUGUCAUUCCUGAUUCCCCUCCCCAUCCUCCCUUCCAGUGAAUGCUUUACUAAUCAAAGUACC